AUGCGUUAUUAUCAACACAUAAUUGUUGCUGCUUUACUUAUGCAAUUAUUUGUUUCAUGUUUGGCUCGAACAAGAUUUAUACCUGAUCCAUGGCCAGCAUCAUCAGCCAAUUGGAAUGAAAUUGAUGAUACUUCUAGCAACGACAACAAUGGCAAUAAUGAUAAUGAUGUAGCUGAUCGAACUGGUCCUCUAACAUUCAAAGCCAAAAAAGCGUUACAUGGUGGUUUUCCUUUUGGUAGUGAAGAACGGCGGAAAAAAUAUCUCGGAGAAUCAGCAAAUUUCCAUGGUGGACAUAGUCUUCAAGGUCUAUGGGCAAUGCCAGGUCGACGUUAA
Molecule: messenger RNA, 333 nt
Organism: Rotaria sp. Silwood1
Lineage: Eukaryota; Metazoa; Rotifera; Eurotatoria; Philodinida; Philodinidae
Source: the annotation of a GenBank genome assembly